Molecule: messenger RNA, 216 nt
Organism: Cotesia congregata
Lineage: Eukaryota; Metazoa; Arthropoda; Insecta; Hymenoptera; Braconidae
Source: the annotation of a GenBank genome assembly
AUGUUCUUGAGUAUAAGCCCCCUAAGUACGGUGAUGACCAUUAUUUUAUACAUUUGUUUGAUAAAGCGUCUUGUAAAGUGGACUUAUGUAUUACUGGAGUGUGUUUCUGACAUGAAAAAAGAACUUGAUUCUAAAGUUAUAGUUACACCAGUAUUAACUCUAGAAUCUGAUCUCAAGGGUAGUGUGACUUCAGAAUUAUGCAAAGAACAAAAGUGA